AUGGGCAUCAGGGCGACGAAGAACGCGGUGACAGGCGAUGAUCUGAAAGAGGGAAAAAUGACAGAUAGUGCAACAUGGACGGCCGGGGGUCCUCAGGUGUCCUCAGAUGUUCACGUACCUCAUGACUGUCGUCUGUUGUCGAGGUGCGCACGCAAUGACGAGGGCCUAUCGCGAACAGAUCUCGACUGUCGACGUCUCGGUAGCGCCACUGUCACCGGCGCUGUCAGCAGCGUCAGACGGGCGACUUUGUUGAUCGUUCGCAGAGUGUCAAAAAGCAAGAUUUGUGAGGAUGAUGUAAGGUACGAACGAAUGGUAGGCGACGACCGUGGCUACGACGGCGUCGACGAGUACCUGGCGGCAAACCGACCCAUCGGCCGACCAACGACCGACCGUCCGACCGCCCUACGAGCGUCGGACGGAACUGGACCCUCGAGGCACGGUGCCACUUGA
This is a messenger RNA of Soboliphyme baturini, 450 nucleotides long. The record is from the annotation of a GenBank genome assembly. Lineage: Eukaryota; Metazoa; Nematoda; Enoplea; Dioctophymatida; Soboliphymatidae.